Molecule: messenger RNA, 7077 nt
Organism: Brassica napus (rape)
Lineage: Eukaryota; Viridiplantae; Streptophyta; Magnoliopsida; Brassicales; Brassicaceae
Product: DUF724 domain-containing protein 3-like
Exons: 10
Coding region: 3389-5278 (629 amino acids)
Source: RefSeq, a predicted model, not a curated record
UUGUAACCUAAUCGCUUCGUUUUGAUAAGAUUUUACCCGCCACGUUGAGUGAAGAGAGUUAUAUGGGAAGUUACCGGUUUGGGUUUGGUGAUAAAUAGGGCUUUAUUGGACCCAUUAAAAAGCCGAAACUGUUACCAAUUUUUGAAGAUUAUUGAACAUUACUAUGUUACCGCUUUUAUAAGGACUUUACAAAUCUCGACAAUUGGAAAAUUGUUUUUAUUUAAAACAAAAGGAUAUUUAUAAUGUUUUGACCCUUAAAAGUUAUAACACCUAGAUUUAAACUAAAUACUGAGUCCAAGAUAAUUUUUAACGACCUUUAAAAAAUAAAUAUAUAAAUUAAUCAAAAAUCUUUGUCAUCAAAAAUAAAUAGGUAUUUAAAACUUAUUUAACCUAAAAAUCAUAAUCCAUACAUAGAAAAGUAAAAUCCAAAAUAAUAUUUAACGACAGUAAAAAAAUAUAAGCAUAUCAUCAGUUUCGGGCAAGUAGAACAACUUCAUCAUCAAUUAAUAUUCCACUUUCUCACUUGCAUUCAUAAAAGAAAGCAUGAUCAAUGAAUUAAUUAUUGAGAAUUAUCAUGUGUGCCCAUAAGAUAGACUAGACAGAACAAUACACUAUAGGUUUAGUUGUUUCAGUGUGAAUCUAACAUUAAUUUGUAGGCUUUGGAAAUUGGGGAUAUGUAUAACAUAUUAUAUGGUUCUUCUAUAUAAUGUAUGAUUUAGGUUGUCAAAAUACAAUUCCAACUAUCAUAUUCAAUUAUACAUAGAUUUAUAAACAAUACAAAUAACCAACAAUAAACUCCACUAACCCAUAAUUCCAUUUUUUUUCUCUCUUUUUAAGUCUAAAAUAGACUAAAAAUAAAUAAAUUUACAAAAAAAAGAUAAUUUUAGUAUAUUGUCAAUUAUCGGAUUCAGAUACGAUGAUUUUCAAAACCAUUGUCUCAUGAUAUUCUAUGCGUUAUAUUUGAAUUAUUGUAGUCAUAUCCAAUUCUACUCCAUAUCUUGUUACAUAACAUUUUUUUCUUUUCUAGAUACUAGUUUGAUUACCAGUUUGAAAAUCUAUUCCUAAAAAAUCUAGAAACAAAGAAUAAAGCAUUGGAUCAGUUAUGAUAAAUCCUCUUAUAAUCAAUUCUUUGAACUGUUACCAUUAAUGAUCUCUCACAUUAUAUCCCCAAAUUGUGACACUGAGGACAAUAAAUUGGAUUUUAUUAUUGUUAGAUCUAACUUUGUUGUUGUCAUUUGACUUGUUUCUAUAUAUCUUGCUAUCAAGAUAAGGUUGGUGCUUUGUUAGGAAAAAGUUGUUCUGAUAUGUCUAGGUGUUACUUGAAUCAAUUUUUUCAUCAAUGUUAAGACAUUGUAAUCAAUAUACUUGGGAAAUUCAUAUGCUACUAGACUUUUUGUUUCUUGCAGCUUAAUGUUUUAACAAAACUACAUAAAAUAAAUUGGUGUUCAAAUAAAAAAACUACAUAAGAUAAAAUAUCAUUUACAUAAGUUAGAGCAUCAAGUAUAAAGCAAAGUGGUACCUAAGAACACAUUUUAAAUUAACUGUUUAUGCAAAUGAUUGUUUACCACUCCCAGUUUUCUCUACUUUUUAUUGUUUUUAUCAUAUUGAUGUUAUUUAUCAACUCUCAUUUUCCUCACCAAUCUUAUUUGGGGGUUGCCUAACAUAAUUACAUCUAUGUAAACUCCACAAAUGUAUACAUGUAAAGAUAUAUUUGUUUUCUUAUUUGUCAAAAUAUAUAAGAUCAAAAUGAUUAAAAAGUUGAUAGUAUAUAAUAGUUGCAUAACAGAACAUUAGAGAACAUCUUCUUGCAUGAACCUGCCUCAGCAUGGAGUAGUGGAUCUUAGACAUUCCUAACUGGGUAUGGUAUUAUGCAAUGUGCAUCAUAAAGGUAAACAAGUUUUUAAAGUUAAAUUUAUAAAAACUUUCAGGAAAGUGGCAUUUCUGCAAACCAAUCUGAUCUACUAUGUUAUAUUUACCAACUUUUCAUAUUAAUAUUUAUUACUUAAUAUGAAAAUAGCAAUAUAUUUUAUUACCUAACCGAUUAUGUUUAAGAUUUUUUUUUUGGAGGGGGGGGUCAAAAUUAUACUUUAGUUUUUAAUCAUAAAAAUCUACUUCAAAGGUAUCCAAACUUUUUAAAAAUUUGCAUAUUAUUAAAUAUCUUAAUUAUUAGUUAACUUGUAUUUGUUCAAAAAAAAAUUUAUUAGUUAACUUGUUUGUCUUUAUGUGAAUUUUAUGGUAAAAUAACAAAAGGGUAGAAGACUAGAAUAGAAUGUAUUAGUCAAAGAAGCCGAUGCGGGACUCUAUAAUUUAUAUAUGCAUCAAAUAAUGACAAAAGAAGCCGAUGCGGGAUUCUAUAAUUUAUAUAUGCAUCACAGUAGAUGACGUAAAUGAUCUGGUUUCAUAUUUAGUUUCCUGAGUCUAGGGUCAUUUCCUUUGCUGAAGAAGAAACUUCUGAGUAGUGUGAGCAAUGAGCAGCAUUGUAACGAUGUCAAAGGGUUGUGAGGUUGAAGUGUGUUCUGAAGAGGAAGGGUUCAAAGGCGUUUGGUUCCGAGCGGUCUUAGAGGAGAACCCUACCAAGAGUGGACGGACCAAGCUCCGUGUCCGCUACACGGAUUUUAUAACCAACGAUGAAUCCUCUCCCUUAACCAAUAGCGUCGAGCAGAGACUCAUCCGGUCGAUACCGCCUGAGGAUCUCCAAAACAGCGUUGUUUUGAAGGAAGGAACGGUGGUCGAUGCGAAAUACAAAAAUGGGUGGUGGAAAGGUUUUAUUGUAAAGAAGAUAUCAGAGGGUGAGAAGUUUUUGGUUUACUUCAAUUCACCUCCGGACCUAUACGAGUUCGAAAGAAACCAGUUGCGUGCUCAUCUUGAGUAUAAAAACUGGAAAUGGGCUGUACCAAAAACCGAGGUACAUAUAUAAUAAAUAAAUAAAUCAGGGGUAAAUCUAGAUUUAGAUUUCACUGGGUGCAAUAAUAAUGAAUUUCCAUCUUUUUGAUGAUGAUUGCUUCUCAUUUUACCUUAAAAAUAAUAAAAAAAUGAAAAAUUAGUGGGUGCAUGACACCCAUAGCAUACUACUUGCCUUCCCCCCUAUAUAUUUUCAAGGCUAUAUCUCACUCUCAGAUUUGUGAGACCAUAAAUAUUUUUUUAAUCUUAAUUUAGAAAAAAAAAACUGAUAUACCUAUGUAUAAUUGUUCUUUAAAUUUUAGGGGUCAAUGUGAAUAUUUCAUUCGGAUGCAUGUUGUUUUGUUCGAAAUUUCUUAAAAAAUUUGUUGCAAGUUACGUACCUUUUGUUUUAUUUGUUUUUGUUGCAUCUAUAGUUUAAAAUGGUUAAAAGUAUUAGCAUCGGUUGUGAAUUUUAAGAAAUAAGCCUUUUUAACAUCUCUUGUUGGCCAUGCAGGAACUGAAGAAGUCCAUGUCUUUCCCCGGAGCAAUGGUGGAAGUCACCGGUGCCUACGUGAAAACUGGGUGGUUCCCAGCGUUGAUGGUUACAGAGGUUAAAGAUGACACUGAGAAUAAAUUCCUUGUCAAGGACUUGAGUCAGAAGUUAAGCCUCAUCAAUGGUGAUGAGAGAACACCACCACCGAUUAUUAAUGCACACUGCGUUAGACCCGCACCGCCUACUUCUUCGGUUGAUGAAGAAUAUCAGUUAAAUGAACGAGUAGAGGCGUUAUGUGGUCAUGGAUGGUACCCAGGGUUGGUGAAGGGAGCUCUCUCUGAGAACCGUUACUUGGUUCGUAUGGACAUUACAAAGGAGGACCGUGAAUUUAAGCACUCGGAACUUCGACCCUUGAUGGUGUGGGAACAUGGGGAUUGGCGUGAGAGACCAAAGAUAUUGACUUGUUCUGGUGCUAGGCCACUCGCUAAAGCUAAUAUUGUGGCUGCCACUGGAGAAUCGAUGGCUCAUGCUAUUACGAAUGAUAAAAAUCCUCAGGGCACGACCCCACCAGUGACACCAAUUGAAGAAUCUGUUUCACUUGCAACCCCAUCCCCAAUCAUAACUAUACAAACUAGAACUGAAGGAGAAAAAUCCUCUGAAAAGACUGUUAAUAAAACUAGGCUUCUGAUUGGCUUGACAAAUGAUUCCACUCAACAGAAGAUGCCUACUAGGAGCAGAAGUCAAAGAGAACAAGAACAACCCUCAGGCCUGAAUGAAACUGGAAAUGUAUCUGCUACUUUGGAAGGUAGAGUUAGGCAAAGCGGACCAAAGGAAAAAAUUGUAAACCAUUUUGGUGCUAAUAAGCCAAUGGCUCCUGGAAAGGCCACACAGCAGAUGGAAACAUUCAUGAAUCCACAUGACAUUCGCAAGACACUCACUGAAGCUGGCUACGGAGUAUUGAAAAUGAAGAGGAGGGAUCCUCGGGUCAUCAUAACCUGGCCAGUAACAUCAAUAGCAAAAAGAUCUGCAACCCAGUCUCCGGUCAUAAGUGCAACACCACUGAAACGUGCAGACGCCACAACUGUAGGAAAAAUAACCCCAAGGAAGACACCGGACCCAAAGAUGAAUCUGAAUGGUUUUGGAAAGGACUCAACUCCACAUAAGGUGCCUAAUGAAGAGAACAGCGAAGCUAGGAGUAGAAAAAGGAAAAGUCAACAACCCUCAAGUGCUGAGACUAGCAAUGGUUCAAAUGCUAUGAUCAAUGGUGCAAGUAAAAGUAUUUGCAACAAUGCUGAAGUUGUUGUACAGCCUCUCUCUGCUUGGAUAAUGGGUUUACCUUUUUCAAAGACGUUACCAUUUUGGAAGACGUAUGAAUCAUCUGGUUUUGAAUAUUUUCCGCAACGACCUCACUUCAGCCCACUGCUUAAAGAUAAAGAGGAUCUCCGUGAAUUGUUGGCGGUUGGUAUGAUAGUCACCUUUUAUGGGUUACUAGAUGAAGUAAAAGGUCUGAAGCUCGAUGAUCCUAUAAGCAAGCUCAAUGAUCUCAGGGUGAAAUUUGCCAAACUAAAAAAUCAUGGUUUUAACAUUAAAUCUCCUCAAGGUCGAAUCAACAAAUUGUUGUUUCUUAAAGAGGUGCGAGCUAAGAAAGCCGAGAAACAGCAACGUUUUGAGAACUGCAUGGAAAAGGAAGAAAGUGAAAGUCGCAAGUUACAAUCUAAGAGGGCUGGGAUGAAACGCAAGAUCUGUGAGCUGCAGACACAAGAUAAAGUUGCGAAAGUGAGGAUGGAAGCCGCUGAGGAAAAGAUAGCAGAUAUGAAGUCACAUGCAGAAAAGAUUGGUCAAGAAAUUGAAGAAAUGGAGGUUGAGUUUCAAAAAGUUGUAUCGGCUCUAUGCUUUGGUAAAUGAAACUAAGAGUUGUCUGUAAUUGUUGGAUAUUAUGUUCGUGUGUUUAAGGUUAACUACCCAUGUAGAUAUUCAUGAUACCGUAGCAGUGUCGAUGAUGCUGAUUUAUUUAACUUUAUAAGUCUCUGGUCUUGGUCUCAGUGACCAUAUCAGCUUUAACAUGUCUUGGUCUCAGUUAUAUUCUCAAACUCCUUACCAAGAAUCUUUUUUACGAUGUAAUAUUCAAGAAAAUUCAGUGUGGUACAUUUCGUGGUACCUCCUCUAUGCGGGAAGUUACCUCUCUUGCACCAUAUAAAUACUCCUUACAGUUGUUUUUGGAUGGCUUUUGAUAUAUUUUGCAAGUUCCCAAAUUUAAAUUCUCUCACUGGAUAAAUCAUCUGAUCUGUUACUGAUAAGCUAGUCUUUUGAAGUUAUUUAUUUUCUUCUCACUAAUUUUAUUUUGUUUUCACUAAGGACAAAGUGAGUGGGUGUAAUCAACCUUUGUAGUGAGAUAUGUACAAUGUGUCACGCAUAAAACCCUAAACACAUGAUUAGAACAUAAAGAGAUAUGUUAUAUUCCCUUACAAACUAUGUAUAAAUUUAAUAAUUCAGAUUUGAGAUUCCUACUCUGAUCCUUAUUUGUAUGGCAUUAAGAGAAUCCAAAAAGUAAAGCGUGAAACAAGAGAAGAAGGCACCUUUGCUUUUUUUCCGUGACCGUGAGGCAGCAACUCGCAUGCGCCUCUAACCUUACGAGUUAUGCUAUGUAUUUAAUUUAAGACUAUAAUUCACAAAAUAUAAAAAAAAUUGCUUUCUUUCAAUUCAUAAACAUAUCUUAAAAUUAAAACAAAUAAAAAUAAUCAUAAAAACUGUUUUUUUUUUAACUUAGCUUUCAUAUAUGAAUGCAGGAGAAAAAGUUAUCAUAGGAUCAAAUUAUGCCCUUCUUUUUGUACAUUAAGUUAAAUCACUCAAGGAAAAAUACAAGUCCAUAGGCUUUAGUGUUUUAGGGCACAUCCAAGCCAAGUACAUUUAGCCUAAAUCAAAGAUCAUAACAGAGCCCUAAAAGAACCUCAAGAUGGAGGAAUGAAGCCUAGAAGAGGAGCCAAUAGUUGAAAAUGGGGCAAGUAGGGUAACCAAGGUUCUAUAAAUCGGUAUAGGUGCCCGUCUAGGCGUAAACUCGUUCAUAUCCGUCUUAAAAUCCGAUUUAUUUGAUUCAAAUCUGUUUAAAUUAUCUUAAAUCGGUUAAAAUCAGUUUAAAUCGAUCUAAAAUAGUCUAAAUCUGUUAAUAUUAAUCAAUAAUGUUAGUACAAAUUCACAAAAUAUCUAAUUUAUUUUGUUUCGUAUAUUUAAGUUUUAUAAUUCAUCAUAAUAAUUUUAUAAUUAAAUUCAAAAUUAAUAUAUCUUAUAUGAAUGUAUAAAAUAUAUAAAAUAAAUUAAUAAUUCGUUAAUGCCGAAACUGAAUUAUAUAUCUAACUGCCAGUUUUUUAUUUUUUAUUUUUUUGACAACAACUGCCAGUUUUUUAUAAAGUGUUUAAUUAUGAUAGGAUACAAGAAGACUCGUUAGUUGACGUUGAAGUGGCGCCAAGGUUAUCAACACGACCACGUAAGCCAAACAGCAAAUAUCUUUAAAAAGGAUAUAUCUUUUAUUUAGUUUGUUUCAAUUGUUAAAUAAGGGGAACGCUUCUUACGCAACGUUCUCCACCUUUCCCAUGUUUCCUGCAUUGUAGGAGUCAAUGACUCCAUCUCUUGUUUCUGUUAUUUGCUUCUUGUACUCUCUAUUUAAAGAAAUGAAAAAGACAAAAAGAGGUAGACUUAUCUACCCAAAA